AGCUCGGUUGCGAGGGAGGUGGUGUAGGGACGACCUUUCAUCUCAUGCAGUACCCGCUGCCCUGCGUGGUUAAAGAAUAGUCCUUAUCUCUCCGUUAUCCCCUCGGAACACUUGGGCUUGUCGGUGGGGGUGACGAAACGUACAAAUGGUCGAGCCCUGGAUCCGUUAGAGAGGAAACUCCUCCCUCGCUCGCAGACAAACAAGCUCUUCCAAGCGCCAUGGUCUCAUGGAUCAUCUCUAGACUAGUCGUGCUGAUUUUUGGCACACUUUACCCAGCGUACUCUUCAUACAAGGCUGUAAAAACAAAGAAUGUCAAAGAAUACGUAAAAUGGAUGAUGUACUGGAUCAUAUUUGCACUGUUCACUACAGCGGAAACAUUCACAGACCUAUUUCUUCCAUGGUUUCCGUUUUACUAUGAACUUAAGAUCGCUUUCGUAAUUUGGCUGCUCUCCCCCUACACGAAAGGCUCUAGUGUCCUCUACAGGAAAUUUGUGCACCCAACACUCUCUUCGAAAGAGCAGGAAAUCGACGAAUACUUGAGCCAGGCGAAGGAUCGGAGCUACGAAGCAGUGGUGCAGUUCGGAAGGCGUGGGCUGAAUGUGGCGGCAACUGCUGCUGUCACGGCUGCUGCCAAGGGACAAGGAGCUCUCUCGGAGAGGCUAAGAAGCUUCAGUAUGCAAGACCUGACGAUGAUUCGAGGAGAAAGCAUUGAUGAUCCCACUGAACAGAUAAGCAACGCACAGACCCAAGCCCAGAGUACACCACGGAACAUCACAGAGACAGUCGAUAACUCGGGUGAUGAAGUAAAUAUUGAUCAGGGUCCGAGGUCAGAUGAAGAGCAGUAUAAGACUAAAGCAGUAGAACAUUCUGAUGAUGAAAUAACAGGACGCAUGCUCCAAAACUCCUCUAAACUACUUAGAAAGAAAAGGCAACAAAGUGAGGCAGAGCAAAGGCACCCUAAUCCACCACCCAGGAGAAGAAGUACCUCAGGCUGUAACAGUGAAUCCAUGUGACGCUAAGGAGCCAUCUGACUGGAGUGACCUGGAUUUGACCUCCUGUUUUACUGUCCUGCCUUCACGAGCCAAGCAACAAGUGACACACAGGGAACUGCAGAGAAACCACUGGCUAGAAAGUGCUUCACAUUUUCUGCAGAUGCCUUCAGCGACUAUCCAUGAGUAUAAUCUGCAUCGUAACGUUUCUGUUUUAUCUUUGUCAGCUUUCAAAAUUUACAUGCGGUUGUGAAACAAAAUUUCAGAGUGAUGCUGAAGCGAUUGAAAUGCUUGUAGAUCCAAGAUUUAUGUAAGAACAUUCCAACACAUAGUGUUUUUGCUUUGGAGCAAUUCAGAAACAAAAAUUGAAAAGAUUGAUCAAACUCUUAUUUAUGUAAACAGGGAUAUCUACUCUACUAUACACAGGUACAUCUGUUCCACUACACACAGGGAUAUCUGUUCUUCAAUAUAUAGGCACUUAUGCUAUUCUGUGUACAAGGAUUUCUGUCACAGCCUGUACACAAAUGCAUUAUGCUGAGCACUGGUGUAUGUGAUGUAUGUAUGUGUUGUACUAUGCACAGGUAUAUAUAAUGUUUUGUGCACAGUAUGUGCUGUCCUCUACAGAGGUAUGUCAAUUGCAUCAUUUGUAGGUGUGUCUGCUGACCUCUACACAAGUGUGUCUGCUGUGUUGUACAUAAAUACAUUUAAUGUAUGAUUUGAAUCUCUAAUCACAUUGUGCACAACAUUACAACAAUGAGAAGACUGACCAGUCUACCAGGAUGGAUCUCUUUUGAAUUUGCACUGUCGAUGACGACAGUCAACAUUUUAUUUUUGCACCAAAACAGCUUUUACAUUUCUUUUUCUGGAUCCAUUGGAUUAAACAAUCAUUCUGCAAUUCUCUACUUGCUGCUGUGUUAUAUUCGAGACAACACUAUUCAUUCAGGAAGCUUAAAGGGCUGAUUUCCUCUCACUGCUUCUUCCAGUGUUUCUCCUUUGAGACAAUUUGCUGGGUAGAACUGUCAUUUAUUGUGAAAGCAUUAUGUGCUCAAGCAAGGAUGGAGACUGAACUGAUGGAGGAACAUGACUGGAGGCCAUUCAGCCCCUUGAGCCUGUUCCACCAUUUAGCUAGGUUAUGGCUGGUCUGGCCCCUCAAGUACAUUGGCCUGCCUUUGCUCCAUUUUUCAAUCUCAAAAUGAAAUUUAAUAUAUUCCUUCCUUCGAAAAUCAAGAUCCGAGCUGGUAAUUCCCAUAACUGACUUGUCAGUUAGUUGAAGGAGCCCAGAGGGAUAUUAUUGAAUAUAUGUAAGUCAAUAUAAAGAAUGCACCAAUGAGUGGCAUGUGUA
Molecule: messenger RNA, 2331 nt
Organism: Pristis pectinata (smalltooth sawfish)
Lineage: Eukaryota; Metazoa; Chordata; Chondrichthyes; Rhinopristiformes; Pristidae
Gene: reep1
Product: receptor accessory protein 1
Exons: 8
Coding region: 219-1013 (264 amino acids)
Biological process (GO): endoplasmic reticulum tubular network organization
Cellular component (GO): endoplasmic reticulum membrane; cytoplasmic microtubule; endoplasmic reticulum tubular network
Molecular function (GO): microtubule binding
Source: RefSeq, a predicted model, not a curated record